AUGUCUGAUACCAUAGCAACAAAAGAAGAAGCGUCUAAAAUCUUUGAUAGAUUGAAGAAAGAUCCAGCCAACCAAGUGUGUUUUGAUUGUUCAAACAAGAACCCAACCUGGACAUCUAUUCCAUUUGGGAUUUUCUUGUGUUUGCAGUGUUCGGCAGUACAUAGAAACUUGGGUGUCCAUAUUUCGUUUGUCAAAUCGUCUAAUUUGGACUCCUGGCAACGUAUUCAAUUGAGAAAUUUCAAGUUUGGCGGAAACCAGCAAGCUAAAGACUUUUUCCUCAAGAAUGGUGGAUCGCAAUUUGUUAAUAACAAGAACGGAGUCGAUGCAACAGCCAAAUACACGUCACCUUGUGCCAACAAGUACAAGGAGAAAUUAAAACAAAAGGCCGCACAAGAUGCCGCCAAGCACCCAGAUAUUGUCACAUUGGACGACGUUACUGAUGUUAUGUCAUUGAGCGACUCUCCUAGCGAAUCCACUGAUGAUUUCUUUUCCAACUGGAACAAGCCAGUCAACAACUCCAAUACUGCGUCGCCAUUAUCUUCAAGAGCUGCUACACCAAAUGCUUCUACAGACGACUUGACAAAGAAGAAACCUGUUGUGCGUACCACUACGACUUCAGCUAGAUUGAAGAGCAACAAUACUGCAGUCAAGAAAUCGAUAUUGUCAGGUAAAGGCAACGGACCAAGAACUUCACGUUUGGCAGCUAAAAGAAUUAAUAAGACUGAGGACGAUAUUGAUUUUGAUGAAAUCGAAAAGAAGGCCAAACAAGAAGCUGAAGAAGCAAAGAAGUUGGGGUACAAGCCAACAGAGACGGUUGAGCCAACUGUGAAGAAGCAACCUACUAGCACCUCAUUGUCGUUGAAAAAGGAAAAUGAAGAAGUAAAGUUGACACCUGCACCAAUCCAAGAAACAACCCAGCAAUUUCAAAAAUUAGGGUUUGGUAUGACACAGGGUGAUAACAUUGUGGGCAGUUCUACAAAGAAGUACAAGGAAGUCAAGUAUACUGGUGAAGUUUCCAACAAGUAUGGAACACAAAAGGGUAUUUCAUCAGACGAGUUUUUCGGUAGGGGACCUAGAUUUGACGAACAAGCAAAGACAGAAGCUAGAACUAAACUACAAGCGUUUAAUGGUGCACAGUCCAUUUCCUCGUCUUCGUAUUUCGGUGAAGAAGAAGGUGGUGCUCGUGGUGGUCGAUCGAAUAGUGGGGCAGGUGGGUUAGGUGACUUGGAAGCAAGUGCAAGAGAAUUUGCGUCCAAGUUUUCUGGAAAUGCCAACCAAGACUUGGAGGUGUUGAAAGAUGCUUUAGAGGAUGGUGCCACCAAGUUAGGUUCAUACUUGAGAGAUUUCUUAAGAUAA
Messenger RNA from Candida albicans SC5314, 1356 nucleotides. RefSeq names its product ADP-ribosylation factor GTPase-activating protein (gene GLO3). Gene Ontology annotation, molecular function: GTPase activator activity. NCBI's taxonomy places the organism in Eukaryota, Fungi, Ascomycota, Pichiomycetes, Serinales, Debaryomycetaceae. Gene Ontology annotation, biological process: COPI coating of Golgi vesicle. The transcript has a single exon. Bases 1 to 1356 code for a protein of 451 amino acids. The record is from RefSeq and is a predicted model, not a curated record.